AUGGGCUAUUAUUCCAAAGCAAUCGAUCGAUUUGAUUCUGCAAUCGAGGUCUUCAAGAAGACCUCCCAGAUAGACUGCGCCGACGCACUUGCAGUCAUGGACCAUCUCGUCUGGAUCUACCGCAAGAGAAAUGAGCGCGGAGACGACCAAAAGGUCAAGGCUGUGCAGAAAAUGGCCGAGAUUGCGGUGUCCAGAAGCAGCUACGAUACCACAGAGGCCAGUCUCGUGGGCCUCGCAUCAUUCCACGACACAAACGCCCUCGAGAUCUUGCUCGACACGCCAGGGCGUCACAUCGAAAUUACCGAGAACGUCCUCGCAGCGGCAGCGUCCAACAACGAAUGCGGCGGUUACAUGAUGGACCUUCUCCUUGAUCGCAGAGAUGAAAUCGUCAUCACCGAGAACGUGCUCAAAGCGGCUGUGGGGAACCCAGGGACGGGCUCAUUCGUGCUUAAACUCCUUUUCGAGCGCAAGGCGGACCAUAUAACUGUUACGGAGGAUCUUGUCUGGGCAGCAGCAAGGCAGGAUGUCUGGACAGCCACAACGGAGGAGGAGGAGUUGAAUGAUGUGCUGGACAUGUUGAGAGUUCUCUUCUCAUGGAAGGGGUGCAAUCCCGCUCUGGGCCGGGAGGGUGCGGCGGAAAUCUUUGCGCUGGAACGUUACCUACAUGGAAGCCCUGCUUUGGAUGGCAUCUAUGCAUUUCUGCUUGGAAGGCAGAGUGGGCCCAUCACCAUCACCGAAGAUAUUGUUGAAGUAAUUGUGAUUAGAUGUAGGGAAGAGUGCGAUCUUACCGAUAGGGUUCUCGUUAUCUGGAGGAUAUCUGGAAAUCAGAUCCUGAGCUUCUUUACUGAGCAAAACUUCGUCUAG
Colletotrichum chrysophilum is the source of this 864-nucleotide messenger RNA. RefSeq lists its product as uncharacterized. NCBI's taxonomy places the organism in Eukaryota, Fungi, Ascomycota, Sordariomycetes, Glomerellales, Glomerellaceae. The coding region runs from base 1 to 864 and encodes 287 amino acids. The record is from RefSeq and is a predicted model, not a curated record. The transcript has 2 exons.